AUGAGAUUUGAUGAUGUGGCACCCUAUUUCAAGACUGAGCCAGGCAUGCCCCAGAUCCAUCUCGAGGGGAACCGUCUUGUCCUCACAUGCCUUGCUGAAGGCAGCUGGCCCUUGGAAUUUAAAUGGUUGCACAAUGACAGUGAAAUCACCGCCUACUCCAGUGAAUACAAGUACCUUAUCCCAGCCUUGCAGAGGUCUGAUGCUGGGUUUUAUCAAUGUGUUGUGCGAAACAGGAUGGGAGCACUCUUGCAAAGAAAAUCUGAAGUCCAAGUGGCAUAUAUGGGAAAUUUCAUGGACACAGACCAGAAAAAAACAGUGGCGGAAGGACAAGCUGCAGUUCUAGACUUCAUGCACAUCCUCAGCUAUCCCAGACCACAAGUGACCUGGUUUAGAGAUGGGCACAAGAUUAUUCCAAGCAGCAGAAUAGCCAUAACACUGGAGAAUCAGCUGGUGAUCCUCACAACCUCAGUGACCGACUCAGGUGGCUAUUGUGUCCAGGCUGUUAAUGAAAAGAAUGGAGAAAACAAGACAAGUCCCUUUAUUUAUCUGAGCGUAACACAUGCCAACGACUCGUCGGACAUGACGGCUCCUGUCAUUGUAAUCCCCCCACAGAAUACCAGCGUGGUAGCGGGGAGCAGCGAAACCAUGCUGGAAUGCGUGGCCAACGCAAGACCUGUUGAGAAACUAAGCAUUUCCUGGAAGAGAAAUGGAAUAAAAAUAACCAGCGGAAUUAGUAGUUUUGGGAGACGUCUCACUAUUACCAAUCCGACCUCUGCUGACAUUGGGAUGUACUUCUGUGUGGCGGAGUUGAGAGACAGCCUUGUUGAACCAGCGAGAGCAAAAGCCUUCCUAUCUAUUUUGGAGCCACCCUAUUUUACUGCUGAGCCUGAGAGUCGGAUUUUGGCUGAGGUGGAGAAAACAGUGGACAUCCUGUGCCAGGCAAUGGGGGUUCCUAGUCCCACUCUGGUCUGGUAUAAGGACUCUAUUCCUAUCAACAAGUUGCAAAAUCCUCGUUACAAAGCACUCCGCAAUGGUGGUCUGCAGAUCCAGGGAGUGCGAACCGAUGACGCUGGGAUCUUUCAGUGUUUUGCUAGCAAUGAAGCUGGGGAAAUACAGACACACACCUACCUAGAUGUAACCAAUAUUAAACCAACAUUUAUCCGGCCACCAAUAGAUACCACUGUUACGGAAGGGAUGACGGCAGUAUUAACCUGUGAGGUUUCAGGGGCUCCAAAACCUGCCAUCUCGUGGAAAAGAGGGAACCAGAUCUUAGCCAGUGGCUCGGUGCAGAUUCCCAGGUUCAUUCUCCUCGAAUCUGGCGGGCUGCAGAUUACUCCUGUCUUCCUUCAGGAUGCUGGCAACUAUACUUGCUAUGCAGUCAACUCGGAGGGAUCGCUGAGUGCUUUUGCAACACUGACUGUCUGGAAUCGCACCUUUAUUGUUCACCCUCCCGAGGACAGCACUGUUAUCAAGGGAACCACAGCCACUCUGCAGUGUGAAGCAACUCAUGACCCCAGAAUUUCAAUCAGGCAUGUGUGGAAGAAGGAUAGUGUGGCAAUAAAUCCAUCUAGCAGUUCCCGAAUUACACUAGAGGAAGACGGAAGCCUCCUCAUUAGCCAGACGUGGUCAGGAGACAUCGGCGACUACACAUGCGAGGUCAUUUCAUUUGGAGGAAACGAUUCCAGAAUGGCUCGUCUAGAAGUGAUCGAGCUCCCUCAUCCUCCUCAGAACCUCGUGGCAGCGCUGAAUGCCUCGUACAGCCGCAGCGUGAUGCUUUCCUGGGUGCGUCCCUUUGAUGGAAACAGCCCCGUUCUCUACUACAUGGUGGAGCUGUCUGAGAACAACUCCCCCUGGAAGGUGCACCUCUCGAACGUGGAUCCAAAGAUGACCGAUGUGACUGUGAGUGGGUUAACUCCAGCCCGAACCUACCAGUUUAGGGUGUGUGCUGUUAACCAGGUGGGAAAAGGCCAGUACAGCACUGAGACCAGCAGGUUGAUGCUCCCGGAAGAACCCCCCAGUGCCCCUCCUAAAAACAUAGUGGCCAGCGGCCGCACCAAUCAAUCUAUCAUGGUUCAGUGGCAGCCUCCUCCUGAAAGCGAACACAAUGGGGUUCUCCAUGGGUACAUCCUAAGGUAUCGCCUGGCAGGCCUCCCUGGGGAGUACCAGUAUAAGAACAUCACCAGCGCAGAGAUUAACUACUGUUUGGUGAAAGACCUGAUCAUCUGGACUCAGUAUGAAAUCCAGGUGGCAUCUUAUAAUGGAGCCGGGUUGGGAGCAUUCAGCCGAGCGGUGAUGGAGUACACUUUACAAGGAGUGCCGACGGCUCCACCGCAGAACGUGCAGUCUGAAGCUGUGGAUUCCACCACCAUCCAGUUUCAGUGGACCCCUCCACCACAGCAGUUCAUCAAUGGUAUCAAUCAGGGAUACAAGCUCCUAGCAUGGCUGGUAGAUGCACCAGAGACUGUGACUGUGGUCACCAUCGCUCCGGAUUUUCAUGGAGUUCACAGUGGCUGCAUUACCAAUUUGAAGAAAUUCACAGCUUAUUAUACAUCAGUCCUGUGUUUCACCACCCCAGGGGAUGGACCACAGAGCACACCGCAGCUGCUGCACACUCUCGAAGACAAGCCAGGAGCUGUGGGACACUUGAGCUUCACUGAGAUUCUGGACACGUCUCUCAAGGUCAGCUGGCAAGAACCUGUAGAGAAAAAUGGCAUCAUUACAGGCUACCAGGUCUCCUGGGAGGUGUACGGCAGGAAUGAAUCUCGUCUUGCUCGCACACUGGUCAACACAACCCUCGAGUACAAAAUUACUGGUCUGUCAUCUCUAACCACCUACACGAUUGAGGUGGCAGCUAUGACAGGCAAAGGGACUGGUCUGGUCACCUCCUCUACCAUCUCCUCUGGAGUGCCCCCAGAACUUCCUGGAGCCCCAUCCAAUCUAGUGAUUUCCAACAUCAGUCCUCGUUCGGCCACACUCCAGUUCCGGCCUGGCUACGACGGCAAAACCUCUACCUCUAAAUGGAUAGUGGAAGGGCAGGUUGGUGUUCUUGGAGACGAGGAGGAGUGGGUGAGUUUGUACGAGGUGGAGAAUGAGCCUGAUGCCCAGAUGCUGGAGAUACCAAAUCUCACUCCUUACACUUAUUACAGGUUCCGGAUGAGACAGGUGAAUGUUGUUGGCCAAAGCCCAUUCAGCCAACCAUCUCGUGUCAUCCAGACACUGCAGGCCCCGCCAGAUGUUGCACCAGGGAGUGUUACUGUGCGCACUGCCAGUGAAACUAGCUUGUGGAUCCGCUGGGUGCCUCUCCCUGAUACUCAAUAUAAUGGUAACCCAGAGUCAGUGGGCUACAGGAUAAAAUUCUGGCGCGUUGAUCUGCAGUCUUCUGUGCUGAUGAAGGUAAUCAGUGACCGGCUAGAGAGGGAAUACACUAUUGAGGAUCUGGAGGAGUGGACAGAGUAUGAGCUGCAAAUCCAGGCCUUCAAUGCCAUUGGAGCAGGACCAUGGAGUCACGUGGUGAGAGGUCGCACGCGGGAGUCUGUUCCUUCUGCUCCACCCGAGAACGUGUCUGCCGAAGCGGUGAGCUCCACUCAGAUCCUGUUGACGUGGACGGCGGUUCCUGAGCCAGAGCAGAAUGGUCUCAUCUUAGGCUACAAGAUUCUCUAUAGGGCAAAAGACCUGGACUCUGAACUAAAGAGCCAAAUGGUGAGAGGUAACCACACCCAAUCUCAUCUGCUGGCCGGCCUGCGAAAAUACGUGCUUUAUGAGAUUCAGGUACUGGCAUUCACUCGGAUUGGAGAUGGGGUGCCCAGUUCUCCUCCAGUCAUAGAGAGAACCAAGGAUGACGCUCCUGGGCCGCCUGUGAGGCUGGUGUUCCCCGAGGUGAGACUGACAUCGGUACGGAUUGUAUGGCAGCCCCCAGAGGAGCCCAAUGGAAUUAUUCUGGGAUAUCAAAUCGCUUAUCGCCUGGCAAACAGCAGCCCCAACAAGUUCACCACAGUGGAAGUUGGCUCAACAGUCCGGCAGUUCACUGCUACAGACCUCAACCCAGAAUCAGCAUACAUCUUCCGGACUUCUGCCAAGACCAGACAGGGCUGGGGGGAGCCCCUGGAAGCUACAGUGAUCACUACGGAAAAGAGAGAGCGACCAGCACCUCCCAGGCAACUGAUAACCCCGCAGACUGAGGUUUCGUCACAGAGUCUCAAGCUGCAGUGGGUUCCUGGUAGUGAUGGAUCCUCCCCGGUACGAUACUUCACUGUGCAAGUGCGGGAGCUACCAAAUGGAGAAUGGCAAACCUACUCCUCUUCCAUCAGUCAUGAGGCAACCUCCUGCAUCAUUGAGAGGCUGAACCCAUUUACUUCUUAUAAGCUGCGAGUGAAAGCAACCAACGACAUUGGAGACAGUGACUUCAGCACCGAGACCGAAGCAGUCACUACUCUCCAGGACGUUCCAGGUGAACCUCCAAGGUCUGUCUCGGUAACUCCCCACACCACUUCCUCUGUGCUUGUUCAGUGGCAGCCACCAAAGGUCGAGAGUCUGAAUGGCUUGCUGUUGGGAUACCGGAUUUAUUACCGGGAGCUGGAUUAUGACCCUGGCUCUGGAACAGAGUCCAAGACCAUUAAAAACCCUUCAGCUUUACGAGCAGAGCUUACACCCCAAAGCAGCUUCAAGAUAGUGAACAGCAGCUCUGCAUUAACGACGUAUGAAUUAACACAUUUGAAGAAGUACAGGAGAUAUGAAGUUUUAAUGACAGCCUAUAAUAUCAUCGGGGAGAGCCCUACCAGCACACCUGUGGAAGUGUUUGUUGGUGAAGCUGCACCAGCAGUGGCCCCACAGAACAUCCAAGUGAACGCCCUUUCUGCGAGCCAACUAGAGAUCACCUGGGACCCACCUCCUGCCGACAGCCAGAAUGGGAACAUACAAGGCUACAAGAUUUAUUACUGGGAGACGGAUUGUCAGAAUGACACCGAAAAAGUGAAGGUCCUCUUCCUUCCAGAGACAACAGUCCGGCUGAAAAACCUGACCAGCCAUACCAAAUACCUGGUCUGCGUCUCUGCCUUCAACGCAGCAGGGGAUGGACCGAGAAGCAGCCCCAAACAGGGCAGGACGCUCCAGGCAGCCCCCGGCACACCCAGCUUCUUGGCGUUCUCAGAAAUCACUUGCACAACGCUCAACGUGUCUUGGGGAGAGCCAGCAGCAGCAAAUGGAAUCCUGCAGGGCUAUCGAGUGGUGUAUGAGCCCUUGGCACCCGUCCAUGGGGUGAGCAAGGUGGUGACUGUGGACAUAAAAGGAAAUUGGCAGCGCUGGUUAAAAGUCCGAGAUCUCGUCAAGGGAGUGACCUAUUUGUUUCGAGUGCAAGCCAGGACCAUCACCUAUGGACCCGAGUUGCAAGCCAACAUCACAGCUGGGCCAGCAAAGGGGUCUCCUGGUUCCCCUCAGGAAAUUCAGGUUACAAAAUCUGCUUCAGGACUGACUGUGCAGUGGACUGAGGGAGAUUCAGGCGACAAACCGACAACUGGCUACAUCAUAGAGGCACGGCCAUCAGAUGAAGGGCUGUGGGAUACAUUUGUGAAGGACAUCCCCCGCAGUGCUACCUCCUACACAGUCAGUCUGGACAAGCUGAAACAGGGGGUGAGCUAUGAAUUCCGGGUGGUAGCUGUAAAUGAGUUUGGAUAUGGAGAACCGAGCACUCCCUCUGCAGCAAUAUCGGCACAAACAGAAACCCCUUUCUAUGAGGAGUGGUGGUUCCUGCUGGUGAUGGCACUUUCCAGUCUGAUCCUCAUCUUGCUGGUGGCAUUUGCCUUGGUCCUGCAUGGGCAGAGCAAGAAAUAUAAGAAUUGCAGCACGGGUAAGAGCAUCUCUAACGUAGAGGAAACUGUUACACUGGAUAAUGGAGGCUUCACGGCAUUGGAGCUCAACAGCAGACACCUAAAUGUCAAGAGCACGUUCUCCAAGAAGAAUGGGACAAGGUCCCCUCCUCGUCCAAGCCCUGGUGGGCUGCACUACUCCGAUGAGGACAUCUGCAACAAGUACAAUGGGGCGGUGCUGAGUGAGAGCGUGGGACUGAACGAGAAGCCUAUGGAGGUGUCAGAGUCAGAGGCCACUGACUCCGAUUAUGAAGAUGAGUUGCCAAAGCACUCCUUUGUGAACCACUACAUGAGCGACCCUACCUACUACAAUUCCUGGAAGCGGCAGCAAAAGGGUGUGAAACACCCAGCGUCCUACAGGUAUGAGGAGUGUGCGGCGAGUGAAACAGAGCCCUAUUUCCAGACUGUCAUCACAACACAGAGCUCGGGAGGGGUGUACGCCCCCACAGGACAGCCCGCUCCUGGCUCACGGACUCCAGUGACAGGGUUCUCCUCCUUUGUCUGACACUGUGAGGGAGGAAACAGCACAGCCGAAGCUCCUGCGGGGAUCGGGACAACCCAUCACAGUGACUGUGUGUGUGACCGGUGCAGUGGCCUGGGGGUAAAUUUCUCUAUCAGGGUAGAGCGGAUGUGAACGUGAAUGAGUCUAUUUUUCUGAAGACAAUCAACUCUUACAAUGUGGAGCUGAACUAGCCGAACUUUUGUUUAAAAAAAAAAAAAAAAUUCCGAAAAGUGACAGUUUUAAUCACAUAUGAAUAGUAGGGGUUUUUUUAACUGAUUUUUGUAACUCUGCUUUAUGAAGCAGCUCCCAUGGUCUUCUCUUUUCUUUCCUGCCCCCACCCUAUUCCCUUCCAAACAAGAAGGUGAAUUCCAUGGAUGCCGUGAGUGACUUUGUGAUGUGAUCGGAAAAGAAAACACCCCCAAACCUCCCCAGUUUCUCCCCCAUCAGGGUUGAGUAGGAGUGUGAAAAAGGGAACAUUUUUUUUUCACAUAAAAAAGAUGGGAAAAUUCUCCCCCCCCCGUUGCUCGUUGCCAUUCCACCUCCACGUCAGGAGUACCAGUUGAUUAGCUUAGUCUCAGUGGUGUUGCUACUCCUGCCCAUAGGCUCACGACUGGUGUUUUCGAUAAUGAAUAUAUCUUACUGCUUUCUUACCCUGGUCAGGUUGGGCUCGUUGCAUUCCUCGGAUAGUCUCACUCCAGAGCUUCUGUUAGCGGAGAUGGUUUGAAAAAGCUGGAAAAAGCACUGGCUGAAGCAGCCGGGAAGUUACUUUGACGCGGGGUCAGUUUGUUGUUGCUAUUGUAAAUUGUUAAAAAUAAGGAAAAGUAACAAGAGGGGAAAGUAUUCAAAUGUAGGAUCCAUUGGUUGCAGUUAAUGAGCUGGAAUCUAGGGUCUGAUGGUUGCAAUUAAUGAGCUGGAGAACCUGCUAAUGGAUUAAUUGGAUUGUGAUUAUCACAGCAGUCCUACCCUAUCAAUAAAGCUCAGCACCCCCCGCCCCCAGCUCAGACAGGAUUCUGCGGUGCUGCACACUGAUCCGUGCCCUUACCUGGGUUUCUUUGAAUUUUAUCUUCUCUCGUUUUUUUAAAACAAACACAAAAAAAUUUUUAAUGCAAAGGCCGAUCGCACUGAGGGGGUGAGUUUUGGUGUCCACAGGUGCCUUCUAUUGAUUGCUCAGCUUUGUACAUGAGAAAAGCAACCAGACAUCUCCUGAAUAAAGUGAAGCAGGUUUUCAGACACGAGGGUUGUGAACUCCCCUGUGCACACGCAGAGGCCGGCUGUGUGCUGUGGCAGCGGUUUUUAGAAAGGAGAGGGGUUUUCUUUGGGGUUUUUUCCAGUCUAUUUGGUGCCGCCCCUUUUUUUUUGACCCAUGGAGCUGCAGCCAGUUCCUCCUCCCCACCCCCAAGGCCUCUUGCGGGUUUUGUUGGCAAGUUGUUUUGCUCAAGUGGAGGCUGUCAGUGAUUUAAAGAAUCCCAGUCCAGCCUUGGGACUCGGCAAUGCUCCCGUCUUAUAGUCGUUCCUGCUCGGGGGGGUUGGAAAGGUUACGCCGGAGCAGCUGUUUGCGGCACGGCCCCUCUCUGGCAGUUCCCUUUAGAGGUCUGAGGAACACCCAUGAAACUUGGCACCUCUCGCACCCCUCCCGGCAAGUAGGGCACAGCCUUACCUUUGUUAUUGGCGCUGCCUGGCCCUCUCCUCGUAGCAAAGGCGUGCAACAGCUGUAGCAUUGGUAUUGCUGCUUCCUGCCAAUGGCCCUCCAGGCAGGUGUAAAAGGAAAGUAGGGAUUGUUACAGCCAGCACUUGCCAGUGCCCCUUCAGGGCAGGUUCGAAGCAGACCUGGCAUGAGCACCUCUGACUAGGUGCAGUGCAUCCACAACCCUUCAGUGCCUCCUCUGGGCAGGCAGCCUGAGCACAGCUUGUACCCGCUGGUGCAGCCGCCGAGCUUGGCCGCUUUCCGUGCACACGCUGUGCGGCCUCGGUGCUGGAUUCACGUUCAAACGCUCCAGGGAAGAGAGAGAUUGCAAACCAAAAACUCCACUGAAGGCUUUUGAAACUGAGAUACUUCUCCGCAAUUCCUCGGAUGGGAAGCGUCUUGAAGAGGCAGGGACUAAGGCGUGCCCCUGGGGAGGAAGGAGCCUUCCCCAACCGCACGGGUUGCUCCAAGGAGCAGGGCUUGAACUUACUGUGAAGAUGAAUGUAGAAGCAGAGAACAUGGCGAGAUACCACUGCCGUGCUGUGCACUUUGACUGUUCUCUUAAGCCAUAUGGACAUUGCUUUAAUUAAUGAACUGAAAAGAAUUUAUUUGCAAUUUAUUAUUUUGGGUUGUUUUUCUUUCUUAGGGAAAAUGACACACAUGAGCUUUUAUUGGGUUGGUUUUUUGUUUUGUUUUUCGUUUUGUUUUUUGGCCUUGUUAUUUCCUGUGUGAGAUUAUGCCUUUUUAGCUAUUUUCUUUUCUACAGAAAUGUUUAUACAAUGUAGCUGCUCUGGCAGUUGAAUCCAUUGUUGGAAUUUUAAUGCAGCAGCUCUGAGGAUAAUGUUACUGGAAGCAUGUCUCAAGACCCUUCUGGGUAGAUCUGCGGCUUGGAAGGGCUCCGAUCCAAACACAGGGAAAGCUUCCUCCCAAAGCCAUGCCCGAGGAACGCAGGUGCGCCCGUCGCUGAAGCCGCCGUCACUCUGAAGGCGAGCCCCGAGAGAGCCCUUUGGGGGGUGCUGCUGGCCCCAUGUGUCCCAACUUCCAUUCCUAAGGAUGCAAGAUAAGGGGAAUGGACCAAAAAAAAAGCACAAGCGGGAGUACAGGUGAAAGGAAGGGGAUGCGAGGGGAAGGGAAUUCUUCUCUCUUCUUGGGGAUUUCUGCCGCAGGAAUUGCAAGGAAUUCGAGCAAGUUGGCUGAGGUCCUGCAUGGGCUGUCUGACAGCUCUCGUCUUCCCAUUGCCUCCCAAAUAAAAGCGUCAAGCGUGAUUCUUUUAGGUAGUUUCUGUUCCAUUCUACGCUCCCCAGUCACAUCACCGUCACCUUGCUUUUUGUUCUGUUUUGCAUGCACAUGUAUUUGGUUGACUGUAUCCACUGAGUGGAAGCACAUAGCAUUGGCUAUCCAAUCCCUAAUGAAAUGGAAAAGCUGUGUAUCACCCCCCCAACCAUGUGUGAGAUUUAAAUAGACGUUGAAGCUCUGUGUUGCAUAGGUUGCCGUUAGCAUGCUGUAUUUAUAAAAUAUAAUUAAGAGUUGGGUUUUCUUUACUCGAGAAUAAGGUAAAUUGUUAUAAUCUGGCAAGAAGCACCCAGUCAGUUAACAAGAGAGCCCUGUUUCAGAGCUGUAAUCUUUGGGAAUCAUAACUUUGAGAUAUGACUUUUAAAGUGUUAGCUGUCAUGUUUCACUCCCUCUACCCAUCACACCCACCUUGUUCCCAUCUUGCUGUUUAGAAGAGCUGAACAGUCUUGAAAAUCAAAGCUUCCAUUUAAAAACAUCUGCCUAGGACUUUUUUUCUUCUUUAUCUUUUCUCCCUAGUGGAUCUAUUUAAGAAACAAAAACAGGAUCAUUACCAAGUCCACAGAGGAGCACAAAGGGAUAUUUCUUAGAGGAGCUUAAUAGAAGCAUGUUCCCCUUUGAUGUCCGUCAAAUAUAUCCAAGCUCACACAGUGAGACAGUACAGAAAACUAUCCACCCACCUCAAGACCCAGACGCGCCAUGAAGCACUCAGUUAACGUCACCAAAACCCACUGACAUCCUCAGACCUAAAUCUCAAGUUAGCCGUUUCAUUGAUUAGCUUUGUUGCAAAAAUGCACAAAUGGAUAAAUCCCCUUGGAGCCUUGUUUUGGGAUAAUUUUGUAUACUUCUAAAUGUAUAUUUUCUUAACCUCGGAUUCUGUUUCAUAAGCAGUGCUGGCCCCUGCCAAGCCCCAGAUGUCACCCCGCCGUCUUGAAAUACUACAUGGUUGCUGUCGAUUAUCCAUGCUGUGCUGUGCUGCAGAAUUAAGGGAGAGACGGAAGAGGGCACUGUUUCACUUUAUUCAAUGCCAGCCUCCUGCUUUUUUUCCUUCCUGGCCAGGAGUUGCCAGGUGGAAACACCUUGCCGCACAGCCUGUGGGGAGGGACCGGAGGGCAUAUGUGACUGGGACCGGGUGAAAAGUUUCAUCAAUAAUUGCUAAAGGAAUCACAAUCUGGGUUGCAAUCCUGCUUCUGGGAGCAGUUGCUGCCACCUAGGACAAGAAGGAAUAUUUUUAAAAGAAGGAACCUGGGUCUUUGCCCAAGGAGAACUGUUUUGCCCUUCCCUGAGUGUUAAAAUACAAGCCUGUAACAUUUUCCAGGUUGGCUGAGCUCUAAUUUGCUUCCAGACUCCCAGGUGAUCAUCAAACGCUGCAGCAGUGUUGGGUCAGAGCGAGAAAAUCUGCCUUUGGUUCCUUAUGUGAAGGUGUAAUUUAUUCUCAUCAUUGUAACCCAGUGGAUUUCUUGAGGGAAGCGCAAGGCGCUCCAAUAUGUUCUUUGGAGUGGAAGCAGAAGUAGCACAUUUUAUACAUCCACUGUGCAGCUGGCUUCAUCCAUUUGCUCUUUAGAAAUCUUAGUCUGGAACGGGUACUCUGAUUUCAGAAAAGGAAUUUAUCAUGAUAUGAAAAAAAAACCCCAAACCUUUGAAAGGCCCACUAGAAAUCAGCUAAGUCCCAAAAACCAGAGAGAACACGAUUGCAAACCCUGCUUGCUUUCUGAGCUCUCCACCGUAGAUAGCAAACGACGCAUUAUGUGCACUACCAGAUCAUCUUGGGUGGAGAAAGGCCAACACUUUGUGUUGUGGCUGGAAUUGCCUUUGGACCUCAGUUUAUGCCAGCUUCAUGCUACACGCGCCGCAUGUUCCCAGACGGGUCUUUUUGCAUCAGAGACAUCGUUGGUUGGAUCAAAGACGUAGUAAUGUAACUAGAGAUCACUUGAGGAGCAGUUGUGCUGCUUUGUCAACCCUACACCCCAUAUGGGGUUUCCCUCUACUGGUAGCAGAAAGUCAGCCCCGGUAAACACACUAUGGGACAGACCAGGGAGGAAUCAAUGGAUUCGGAUGGGAAGAGCUUCCAGGGACACAUUUGGGUAAGGAGUGAUUCACACCUCCAAAGUGCCGCAGGCACAUUUUAGUAAUUCCUUGAGGUUAGCCACAAUUGCCGGGAGACUUGUGGUUUUCAGUUCAGAUCUAUUGGGUUGUUGACUAGCCCCUCGGGAUCCACCGCAGUUGGGAGACAUCGAAGGCAACCUCCACGGGUGCCUGCUUCUCUUAGUACCGGCCUGGAAUGAAGACUGCCUAGUACUGGUGGUUUGCGAAUGGGGAGAAUGGAAAGUUUGCACUAGUAGUAUCAUAACCAUGUGUGUUAACUCAUUGAACAGUGGGCAGUGCCGUGAUCCAUCUGUGGUUCUCAGGUGCCGGAAAGGUGCAGGAAAACCGUGCAUCAAGUUUGUACCCAAGCACUUGCUCCUUUUCAGAUGGAGAUCUAGUCAUUUGAUGUGUCUGCUGUCAGUCUAGGAGGUAGGACCAAUGUUGCACACCUAGUUUUGAGAAUUACUCUUCAGUGUACCACAGUAAUUGGGUCAUUGCUUUUACUCUGGGGUUUUCUAGAGGGUUUGUUCUGGGGUCUUGUUUUGAUGGGCUGGGGGGGGGGGUUCCGGUUUUUAUUCUUUGUUCCACACCUGUUGUUAGCCUCACCCUCACCACUCUACUAUUUUGUAUGAAAAAGUUACUUCUUCUUUUGCAAACUUGCCUCUGAUUAAAAGAAUCCUUUUUGAA
This is a messenger RNA of Gavialis gangeticus (Gharial), 12109 nucleotides long. It is a transcript of the gene SDK1, whose product is annotated as sidekick cell adhesion molecule 1. Bases 1 to 6366 code for a protein of 2121 amino acids. Gene Ontology annotation, molecular function: protein binding. NCBI's taxonomy places the organism in Eukaryota, Metazoa, Chordata, Crocodylia, Gavialidae. Gene Ontology annotation, biological process: cell-cell adhesion. The transcript has 45 exons. The record is from RefSeq and is a predicted model, not a curated record.